Messenger RNA from Polyodon spathula (Mississippi paddlefish), 1588 nucleotides. Its product is annotated as Krueppel-like factor 8. Bases 142 to 1266 code for a protein of 374 amino acids. The record is from RefSeq and is a predicted model, not a curated record. Gene Ontology annotation, molecular function: RNA polymerase II cis-regulatory region sequence-specific DNA binding; DNA-binding transcription factor activity, RNA polymerase II-specific. Lineage: Eukaryota; Metazoa; Chordata; Actinopteri; Acipenseriformes; Polyodontidae. The transcript has 6 exons. Gene Ontology annotation, biological process: regulation of transcription by RNA polymerase II.
CAGGGACAGGGAGAGGCGGAGGAGAGAGAAAAAAAAAAUCUACCCGAACUGAGCAACAACAGCGAGGGAGAGUCAUACAGAGAAAACAGGCAUUUCAAAGCGAAAGCUAUGGUCUAAGUCGCCCCGAGAAAAGGAAUUUAAAUGAAAAUAAACUGCCGGCGAAACCGUAACCCCACCCGGGCGCCCCCCUCCUCAGCAUCUGUCGCUGCCACCGAGAUGCACACGGAGGUUCCGAAGAACAAGAAAAGCACAGCCAAUCCCAAGGAUUCCUUUCCCAGCAGCACACUGACGCCUGAGGGGAUGCCAGCCAUAGAAGUCAAGCUGGAGCCCAUAGAACCGGGAGCUUCGUACGAGCGGGCGGCAGAGACAGCCCAGCCAGCAGAGGGCGCCGUGAAGAUGGAGUCCUCGGCUUCCUCAUCCUCACCCCCACCUCCCCCGCUCUGUGAAAUCAAAGCGGAGCCCCCGGAGGAGCUGCUUUCCAGUGACCAGACCGAACCCGUUGACCUGUCCCUGAACAAGCCCCGUCCCUCGCCUCCAGUCUGCUUCACUCCUUCAGUCACGCACAACCCCCCACCCCUCACCAUGGGCUCCACUAUCCCCGCGGUCCUCUCCCCUGGCUCCAUCCUGGCCUCCACACAGGGGGCGGACGGCCAGCAGAUCCUGCAUGUCAUCCACACCAUCUCCUCCGUCAACCUGCCCAGCAAGAUGGGCGGCCUGCAGACCCUCCCGGUGGUGGUGCAGUCGAUGCCCGUGGUCUACAGCACGUUGCCCAGCGACGGACUGACAGGCUCCAUCACAGUGCCCCUCAUCGGCAGCGACGGCAAAUCCGAGGGAUCGGUUCGGAUCAAGCCUGGGUCCGCCUCCCCGGUAGAGAUCAACAGCGACAGUGACACAGAGAGUGGCACAGAGACCAGUGCCACUUCCUACCACCCAUUGCAUUCUGGGAUAGGCUCCACCCCACACCAGCAGGCCCCAGGGUCUCCAGAGAUGAAGAGGAGGCGUGUCCACCAGUGUGACUAUGACGGCUGCAACAAAGUGUACACCAAGAGCUCUCACCUGAAGGCACAUCGCCGCAUACACACAGGGGAGAAGCCAUACCACUGCACAUGGGAGGGAUGCACGUGGAAGUUUGCCCGCUCCGAUGAGCUGACGCGACACUUCCGCAAGCACACCGGGAUCAAGCCCUUCCGCUGCUCCGAUUGCGACCGAAGCUUCUCGCGCUCCGACCACCUAGCUCUGCACCGGCGCAGACACGUCAUGAUGUGAUGGGUGGGGCCUCUGCACACACCACGCCCACAUGGGGACAGCUCCACUUGCCCUGGGGGAGGGAGGGAAUUGUCAGCUGUACUGAACUGGAGGGGUAAAGACCGUGACUCCACCUGUUUCCUGAAGUGGGUGGGUCCUGCAGGAAGGAGGCGGGGUUUGUAUCCGUUAGCAACGGGAGUGUUCUGGUCCCCUCUGCUGUCAAAGAUGCUGGCCUGUGUGUCACUCAGCAGUUGCCAUCUUCAUUAUUUUGGAAACUAAAUUGAAACCAGUAGGAGUGAGUAGAUAAGGAAAGGGCAGGGCCAAACAACAACAACAACAAAAA